Molecule: messenger RNA, 832 nt
Organism: Anopheles merus
Lineage: Eukaryota; Metazoa; Arthropoda; Insecta; Diptera; Culicidae
Exons: 2
Coding region: 34-615 (193 amino acids)
Source: RefSeq, a predicted model, not a curated record
AGUUUAACACCCCACUGGCAAACGUUACCCAGGAUGUUGCCGCCGUGGCCUUACAGCUGCUACUAUCUGGACUCGGUCAAGGGUAUGGUGGGGAUCAGUGACCCUCAGGUCAUCUCCGUCACCGAGAGCAAGCUGACCGUGGCCCUGAUCCACACGCUGAUCGAUAGUGGCCCGUACUCGCGCUACUGCUUCAACAAGUACAAGGACCAGGUCACCGAUCUGCUCAACUAUCUGCUGGAGGAGUCCUCGGUAUGCAUCGACCGGGAGAUACCGCGCCUGGGCAACCUCGGCCCAGCCGUGCAGAGCGUCCUCGAUGUCAGUGCGCACGACUUUGAGGACAUUAACGAUUGGCUUACGAUCUGUGACGGGCUGCAGGAACCGGCCAAUCAGAACCUGUGCGUCACGACGAUUACCCAAGCGUACACCACGCUGGGAGAUGACUUUGCCGACAAGUAUGCGCUGCUGUACGACCUGACGACUACCGAGGUGAACGCGAGCAAACAGCGGGUGAAAAUCUGCAUUGACCUGUCGAGACGAUGGCUCGCCGACGGCUACAUUCCGAACCUCCAGACCGGCAUCGAGCAGUGCGCGCUGAACGGCCCAACUGCGGUCUAGAAGUUGACACGUUACGCGUCAAUAAAUCGCAAUCGAAAGCAAAAUUUUGAAUUUACUUGUUAUUUUUGUUUUUGUUUUGUUGCUGAAAUGUAAAAUACAGACUGACAGUUUUUUUGAAGCAAAAGAUAUGCCUUUUUUUAAACAAUAUUAGACAUUCGAGCAUACCCCGGAAUAUUAAUUCGUUUGGAUGUGUGUGUGUGCGCGCACGCAUGCUAUG